UUAGAAAGUUUAAAACAAAAGUGUCUGGGUAACGGAAAAGAAAUAGGAAAGAUUUUGAAAACGGAUCUGAUAAAGAGUUAAAGGAGAUAUUGUUUUGGAAAGGAAGAAUUUAAGUGAAAGAAAUUUAAUUAAAUCUGCAAAAUUAUGGGAAUGUUGGUCCCAAGAUUACUGUCUGUAUUUGUCUUAGUUGCCCUAACUUCCAACACAAUUGCCCAACAAACCAAGGCCACAAAAUAUUUUCUGGAAAAAACCAACAUCCAAAUUAAACCAUUUUCUUUACAAAGUGCUAGAAAUGGAAAAUUGCUCACUUCUAAUCUGGAGCAAUUUCGUGACUUAUAUGCAGACACCAAAUAUCUCUUAACCCAACAAUAUUAUCGGGACUAUAAAACGAACUAUAAAAUAUUGUUGAUGAAGGAAAGAUGCAGCCAAAAAUAGGCGCAGAUGUUCCCUUUCCCUGUGGCACAAAUAAUAGUCGUUCCUUAGAACCCCCCACUAGUGUUCACCGCUUAAGACCCGGUGAUGAUAUUAUCGGAGCCAUGGGUGAUUCUAUAACCGCCGGUACAGCCAUGAUGUCGAAAACUUUACUACAAAUAUUUAUAGAAUUUCGUGGGCAAACCGUACUGGGAGGUGGUUUAAAAGAUUGGCGAACUUAUCUUACUCUACCCAAUAUAUUGAAAGUAUUCAAUCCCAAUCUAUAUGGUUACUCUGUGGCCAAUACUUUGGCGAAAUUUCGUGAAGCUCGUUUUAAUCCUGCCGAAGCUUUUGCCACUACACAGGAUAUGCCCUAUAUGGCGGAAGUUUUAGUUAAACGUAUGCAAACAGAUCCCAAGGUGGAUAUGUUGAAACACUGGAAAAUGAUUUCCAUAUUUAUAGGAGCCAACGAUAUCUGCAAUGAUAUGUGUUACUACGACAAUAUAGAAGAUUUCCUUAAAAAUCAUCGCCGUGAUUUACAUCGAGCCCUAACUAUACUUAAAGAAAAUAUUCCACGUUUAUUGGUUAAUGUUAUAUCCAUACCAAAUAUCGACACUACCAUACGCCUUAUGAAAGGUAUUCCAGCACAAUGUGAGACUCUGCAUAAGGCCAGUUGUCGUUGUGUUAUCAGUGACUCCUUAAGCUCAAAGCAACUUAAGGUAAUACGUCAAAAUAUUCAACGUUUUCAAGAAAUUGAUACAGAAGUUGCUUCUCUGCCAGAAUUUCAAUUGGAAGACUUUGCUGCCGUUCCUCGUGCACUGACAGUAAAUAAGACUUUGAGGACCCUUAAAGAUGGACGCACCGAUUUGAGAUAUUUUGCCAUUGAUUGUUUUCAUUUUAGUCAAUAUGGCAAUGCUGCCUUUACGAAUAUGUUAUGGAAUGAUAUGUUGCAAGUUAAGCCGGAACCAUAUACUACUCUUUUGAGACCAUUUGAAAUGUUUGCCUGUCCCAGUGAGGAGCGACCUUAUAUAUCUACUUUAGCAAAUAGUUAGUCAUUAAGCGUAACUAAAUUGUAUAGAAGUUAUAUGUAAAUUCAUAGUUGUUUUUAAAUAGUAAUAUUGAAACUGUAUGUAAAAUAAAUCUAAUAAAAAUUUUAUUUCAAUAA
Molecule: messenger RNA, 1576 nt
Organism: Lucilia sericata (common green bottle fly)
Lineage: Eukaryota; Metazoa; Arthropoda; Insecta; Diptera; Calliphoridae
Product: phospholipase B1, membrane-associated-like
Biological process (GO): phospholipid metabolic process
Molecular function (GO): glycerophospholipase activity
Source: RefSeq, a predicted model, not a curated record